This is a messenger RNA of Camelina sativa (false flax), 1964 nucleotides long. Its product is annotated as F-box/kelch-repeat protein At1g74510. The record is from RefSeq and is a predicted model, not a curated record. NCBI's taxonomy places the organism in Eukaryota, Viridiplantae, Streptophyta, Magnoliopsida, Brassicales, Brassicaceae. Gene Ontology annotation, molecular function: protein binding. Gene Ontology annotation, cellular component: nucleus.
AGCUUUAUUCAUUCAUUCUUCAAUUUUUAUAUGUAUAUAAAUCCACCACUGGUUCAUUCGUGCAUCUUUCUUUAAUCAUAAAUAAAAAAUUAAACAUUAAAAAAAAAUAAAAAAUGCAAAAUCACAGCUCAAAUAUGUUACCAAUUCAGCAAAAAAUGUGAAGCCCGGAAUGCGAAGAUGCAAUAUCAUCAUCAUCCAUAGAUCUUUAAAUCAGACUCUGCUUGACGAACUUAUCGAGGAAUCUGGGAUUUAUUCUUCUUCUUCUUCGAUAAUUAACUCUGUAUCAUCCAUCAUCAUCAUGUUGGAGGCUCCGAGUUAUCUGGUGUCAAGAGAUUUACCAUCUUCAUGUGAGGAAGAGAGCAAGUGGAUUUAUAACGCACACUGUGUGCUUCAGCUCUCUUUCAAGAAACGGUUCUUGGAUGAUGAUGAUAUCGACGAAAGAGGAGGAAGCUCUGUUAAGAAAAUGUUACGGGUUGAUGAAUCUGACAAGGUUACUGAUAUUCUUCAGCUUGCUAAGACCUACCAGAGGUCUAACCAGAGUCAACAAAGUGGUCCACCGAUAACUCGGCUUGAUCAUAACGCACUUCUCAACUGUUUGGCUCACUGCUCCUUGUCUGAUUUCGGGUCCAUUGCUUCGACCAAUAAAACCUUCCGCUCGCUUAUUAAGGAUAGUGAGUUGUAUAGGCUGAGACGGGCUAAGGGUAUUGUGGAGCAUUGGAUUUACUUUUCUUGUAGGCUUUUGGAAUGGGAAGCUUAUGAUCCAAAUGGAGACCGCUGGUUACGUGUACCGAAGAUGACAUUUAACGAGUGUUUCAUGUGUUCGGAUAAAGAGUCUCUUGCGGUUGGCACUGAGCUUCUUGUUUUCGGUAAAGAGAUCAUGUCUCAUGUGAUUUACAGGUAUAGUAUCUUGACCAAUGCAUGGACGUCAGGUAUGCAAAUGAAUGUCCCUAGGUGCUUGUUUGGAUCAGCGAGUCUAGGAGAGAUCGCGGUUGUAGCUGGAGGAUGUGAUCCUCGUGGUCAGAUAUUGAGUUCAGCUGAGCUUUAUAACUCGGAGACCGGGGAAUGGACUGUACUUCCAAGCAUGAAUAAGGCGAGGAAAAUGUGCUCGAGCGUGUUCAUGGACGGGAAUUUCUAUUGUCUCGGAGGUAUAGGAGAGGGGAACUCGAAGAUGCUGAUGUGCGGUGAAGUCUAUGAUCUCAAGAAGAGGACAUGGACACUGAUACCUGACAUGUUACCUGACAGAAGCAAUGGAGGUGGAGGAGAUCAAGCGAACGAGACUGCUGCUGCAACGGCUGCUUCAGCGGCGCCACCGCUUCUAGCAGUUGUAAAAGACCAGCUCUAUGCUGCGAAUUACGCGCUGCAAGAGGUGAGGAGGUAUGACAAAAAGCUUAAUGUAUGGAAUAAAGUGGGGAGUUUGCCAGAGAGGGCUUCUUCGAUGAACGGUUGGGGAAUGGCGUUUAGAGCAUGUGGGGAUCAGUUAGUGGUGGUUGGAGGGCCUAGGGCAAUAGGAGGAGGGUUCAUAGAGAUCAAUGCUUGUGUCCCAGGCGAAGGAGCGGAACUGCAUUGGAGAGUUCUUGCUUCUAAGCCAUCGGAAAACUUUGUGUAUAACUGUGCGGUGAUGGGAUGUUGAUGAAAGAAGAAGACUUGAGAGAGGCAUUUCAAAGCUAUUAUUGACUUCUUUUAUUAGAGAUUUUUCUUUUUUUUCUUUCUUGUUUUGGUUUCAAACAGUUUGGGGAUUUUUCUUCUUCUUUUCAUGAUUGGGGGUCAAAGAGAGUCUCUCUGUUUCCUUCUUUGUCAUUGUGGGAUUAUUGUUGUUGUUCAGGCAUAAAACUGGAACUGAAAAAGUUUCCAAUAAAUUUGAACAAGCACCAUGUUUGGCUUGUCUCUCAACAUCUUAUAUUGUAAUUUGGUUCCAUUGUAACUUCUUCUUUAAUAAAUUUUGGAAGAUUUAUAGAGUACAGAAA